Messenger RNA from Acanthisitta chloris (rifleman), 1505 nucleotides. RefSeq names its product frizzled class receptor 4 (gene FZD4). The transcript has a single exon. Lineage: Eukaryota; Metazoa; Chordata; Aves; Passeriformes; Acanthisittidae. Gene Ontology annotation, cellular component: plasma membrane. Bases 34 to 1335 code for a protein of 433 amino acids. Gene Ontology annotation, biological process: retina vasculature morphogenesis in camera-type eye; canonical Wnt signaling pathway; non-canonical Wnt signaling pathway. The record is from RefSeq and is a predicted model, not a curated record. Gene Ontology annotation, molecular function: Wnt receptor activity; Wnt-protein binding.
UUCCAGUUCUUCCUGUGUUCAGUUUAUGUCCCGAUGUGCACAGAGAAGAUUAACAUCCCCAUAGGUCCCUGUGGUGGCAUGUGCCUCUCUGUCAAAAGACGAUGUGAACCCGUUUUAAAAGAAUUUGGAUUUGCCUGGCCAGACAGCCUCAACUGCAGCAAAUUCCCACCCCAGAAUGAUCACAACCACAUGUGCAUGGAGGGCCCAGGAGACGAAGAGGUUCCCCUUCACAGCAAAACCUCCUUGCAACCUGGAGAAGAGUGCCACAGCAUGGGAUCUAACUCGGAUCAGUACAUCUGGGUGAAGAGAAGCUUAAACUGUGUCCUGAAGUGCGGCUAUGAUGCUGGUCUCUACAGCAGGUCAGCUAAGGAAUUCACAGAUAUCUGGAUGGCUGUGUGGGCCAGUCUUUGCUUCAUCUCAACUGCCUUCACAGUCCUGACCUUCCUGAUUGAUUCAACCAGAUUUUCCUACCCGGAGCGUCCAAUCAUAUUUUUGAGCAUGUGCUACAAUAUUUAUAGCAUUGCUUAUAUUGUGAGGCUAACUGUGGGCCGGGAAAGGAUAUCCUGUGAUUUUGAAGAGGCAGCAGAACCUGUUCUUAUCCAAGAAGGUCUUAAGAACACAGGAUGUGCUAUAAUUUUCUUGCUGAUGUACUUUUUCGGGAUGGCUAGCUCCAUCUGGUGGGUUAUUCUGACACUGACGUGGUUUCUGGCUGCAGGACUCAAGUGGGGCCACGAAGCUAUUGAAAUGCACAGCUCAUAUUUCCACAUUGCAGCCUGGGCGAUCCCGGCGGUGAAGACCAUUGUCAUACUGAUUAUGAGACUAGUAGAUGCAGAUGAGCUCACCGGUCUUUGCUAUGUUGGGAACCAGAACCUAGAUGCGCUGACGGGCUUUGUUGUCGCUCCACUUUUUACCUACCUUGUCAUUGGGACUUUAUUCAUUGCAGCAGGACUUGUGGCCUUAUUUAAAAUCAGGUCGAAUCUCCAGAAAGAUGGAACUAAAACUGACAAACUGGAAAGACUGAUGGUCAAAAUCGGUGUCUUUUCAGUGCUGUACACCGUCCCAGCAACAUGUGUCAUUGCCUGUUAUUUCUACGAAAUCUCUAACUGGGCUGUUUUCCGCUAUUCCGCAGAUGAUUCCAAUAUGGCAGUGGAGAUGCUCAAAAUUUUCAUGUCCCUUUUGGUGGGUAUUACAUCAGGUAUGUGGAUCUGGUCAGCCAAAACUCUGCACACGUGGCAGAAGUGCUCGAACAGACUGGUGAACUCAGGGAAAGUGAAACGGGAGAAGAGAGCAGAUGGUUGGGUGAAACCUGGGAAAGGGAAUGAGACUGUGGUAUGAGAAAAGGAUGACACCUCGAUGGUUGAUGGUCUGACUGCUCUCCUGUGAAGGACUGCCCGUGUGUAAGCGUUGCUGUGUAAAUGUUGGGAGUAGAGUAGGGAGACAGUUACACAUCCUGUCUCUAGGAAAUGGAAAAAAAAGCCUUAAAGAAUAAACAGCAAAAAGAUCAU